AUCGUAAGGCUGCCGGGCUAUGACAAGAGACGCAGCUGUUGCUGCACCUCUUCAAAUCUGACCUCAGCCUUACCCCGCCCCACGAGCACAGCCUACGUAUCGUCGCGCGCAGGCCUUCUUGUCUUCGCUCUCCACUUUCGAUGCACACAUGAAUAUAUGCUACCAAACUAUCGCUCAUUGCAAUGGAACCACUACGCUGCAAGAGCGCAGAUGACGACCAACGUUUCCGACCCCGAACUCUCAUCCGACGGCAAACCUCAGAUCCAAUUGUUUGAAUCAGCGCUCUCAGAGGAGUACACAUGUCUCUCAUACACUUGGGGGCAAGAGAACGAUGGGGGAGGUCCCUUCCCCAUCCUUAUCAACGGCAAGACGUUCCCCAUACGCCGCAAUCUAAAGAUCUUUUUACAUAUUGCAAUGAGAAAAUAUCCGAAACAAAGAAUCUGGAUUGAUGCAAUUUGCAUCGAUCAAGGUAAUAAUGCCGAAAAAUCAGAUCAAGUAUCCAGAAUGGGAGAGAUCUACAGCCUGGCCGUAAGGGUUUAUGCAUGGCUAGGGGAAGCAAGUCGCGAGACCGACCUCGUCUUUGCAGUUCUGCAACAGUUUAGGGAUCGUAAAAGAGAAGAGGCAUGCCCGACCUCUUUCGAUGCUGCCGAACAACUAUCUAUCUAUCAGCAACUAUUUCGCGAUAUCUAUCAGGAAGAAGCUGGCAGUUUACCUGAUCAGUGUGAGUGGCACGAUAAAACAUUACACAAAGAAUUCAACUGGCUAAGACCCUUAUAUGAACGGUGUUACUGGCAACGUGUCUGGAUUGUUCAAGAGCUCGUCCUGGCAAAAACGGUGAUUGUCCACUGUGGCGACAAAUCUAUUGAUUUCGACGACAUAUAUGGGCUUAGCCCUGACUGGGGCUCAUUCGAACAGGAGUUUGAUAUGACGGGCUAUAAUACAGUGAAACAGCAUACGAAAGGGUGGAGAACCAUCAGAACCAUCCAUGGGCAUCGCUCAAGAAGAAAAAUAGUGGAAUGGAAGAUGGAUGGAGAGGCUCUCUAUUCGAUGAACAUCAAAAUGUCAGAGAAGGGCGAUGUUGCGGUGUUGGAUGAAGUGAUUAGGAUAUACGCCAAGCACCACGAAUGCAGUUGCCUCAAAGACAAAAUCUACGGCUUCCGUGAGCUGAUUUCUCGGUGGAAAGAAGAGCUUGUGGUGGAUUACAAGAAGUCUGAUCUAGAAGUUUUCUUGGAUGUUGCGAGGCUUGGUUUAUUUGACUCUAAACAAUACGGAGGGCAGUACAUAGCAUGUUGCUUAUGGGAAGCGAUGAAACUGGGCAAUAGCGAAGACUUCAGCGACUGCAUACGGCAACAUCUGCCUGAGCUUGAUGUGUAG
Messenger RNA from Periconia digitata, 1374 nucleotides. The record is from the annotation of a GenBank genome assembly. NCBI's taxonomy places the organism in Eukaryota, Fungi, Ascomycota, Dothideomycetes, Pleosporales, Periconiaceae.